Molecule: messenger RNA, 3864 nt
Organism: Odocoileus virginianus texanus
Lineage: Eukaryota; Metazoa; Chordata; Mammalia; Artiodactyla; Cervidae
Source: RefSeq, a predicted model, not a curated record
AUCUGGAGCCGCUGCGCGGCCGGCCACAGUGAAGGCGCGAGCAACCAGAGCGCACGCAGGGCUGGAGGGAGCACAGCCUCUGCCGCCACCGCCGCGGCGGCACAUGGGCCGACCCCGCCGCCGCCGCCGCCCCUAGCAGCCCCAGUCUCGUAGCCUCCCGCAGCUCCGGCCACCCGACCAGCCAUGUCUUUCAGCGGAGCCUCCGAGCGCAGCGUCCCGGCCACCAAGAUUGAAAUUACCGUGUCCUGCCGAAACCUGCUGGACCUCGACACCUUCUCCAAGUCCGACCCCAUGGUGGUGCUCUACACGCAGAGCCGGGCCAGCCAGGAGUGGCGGGAGUUCGGACGGACCGAGGUGAUCGACAACACACUGAACCCAGACUUCGUGCGCAAAUUCGUCCUCGACUACUUCUUUGAGGAAAAGCAAAACCUGCGCUUCGAUGUGUACAACGUCGACUCCAAAACCAACAUCUCCAAACCGAAGGAUUUCCUGGGCCAAGCGUUCCUGGCCCUCGGAGAGGUGAUCGGAGGCCAGGGCAGCCGAGUUGAGCGACCCCUCACGGGUGUACCAGGCAAGAGGUGUGGGACCAUACUGCUGACUGCAGAGGAGCUGAGCAACUGCCGGGAUAUUGCCACCAUGCAGCUGUGUGCAAACAAACUGGACAAGAAGGACUUCUUUGGGAAAUCAGACCCUUUCCUCGUGUUCUACAGGAGCAAUGAGGAUGGCACGUUCACCAUCUGCCACAAGACAGAAGUUGUGAAAAACACACUGAAUCCUGUAUGGCAGCCCUUCAGCAUCCCCGUGCGGGCCUUGUGCAAUGGAGACUAUGACAGAACGGUGAAGAUUGACGUGUAUGACUGGGACCGGGAUGGAAGCCACGACUUCAUCGGUGAGUUCACCACCAGCUACCGAGAGCUGAGCAAGGCCCAGAACCAGUUCACUGUGUAUGAGGUACUUAACCCUCGGAAGAAAUGUAAGAAGAAGAAAUACGUCAACUCGGGAACUGUGACGCUGCUCUCCUUUUCUGUGGACUCUGAGUUCACUUUUGUCGAUUACAUCAAGGGAGGGACACAGUUGAACUUCACAGUAGCCAUUGACUUCACAGCUUCCAAUGGGAAUCCCCUGCAGCCCACCUCCCUGCACUACAUGAGUCCUUAUCAGCUCAGCGCCUAUGCCAUGGCCCUCAAGGCAGUGGGAGAAAUCAUCCAGGACUAUGACAGUGACAAGCUCUUCCCAGCUUACGGCUUUGGCGCCAAGCUCCCUCCAGAGGGACGGAUCUCCCACCAGUUCCCCCUGAACAACAAUGAUGAGGACCCCAACUGCGCGGGCAUCGAGGGCGUGUUGGAGAGCUACUUCCAGAGCCUGCGCACAGUGCAGCUCUACGGGCCCACCUACUUUGCCCCUGUCAUCAACCAGGUGGCCAGGGCUGCAGCCAAGAUCUCUGAUGGUUCCCAGUACUACGUUCUGCUCAUCAUAACUGAUGGGGUCAUCUCUGACAUGACGCAGACAAAGGAGGCCAUCGUCAGUGCCUCAUCACUGCCCAUGUCUAUCAUUAUUGUCGGUGUGGGACCGGCCAUGUUUGAAGCUAUGGAAGAGCUGGAUGGUGAUGAUGUGCGCGUGUCCUCUAGGGGACGCUAUGCUGAGCGCGACAUCGUUCAGGUAGACCUGAUAUCAUGGGGACAAAAGAAAGUCAUGGUGUCAAAAGGCAUGGUGGGAAGGAGGGGCCAAGUUUGCAGCCAUUUCCCUUUACUGCCUGCCUUUCUUUUUUUUUCAAUUUUUAUUUAUUUAUUGGCUCUGCUGGGUCUUCAUUGCUGCAUGCAGGGUUUUCUCAAAUUUAUGGGAGUGGAGGCUACUCUCUAGUUGAGGUGUGUGAGCUUCUCUUGUUGCGGAGGUUGGGCUCUGUGACCCGUGGCCUCUAGACCAUAGGUUCAGUAGUUGUGACGCGAAGUCUUAGGCGCCUCGAGGCCUGUGGGAUGUUCCUGGACCAGGGAUUGAACCUGCGUCCCCUGCAUUGGCAGGUGGGUUCUUAACCACUGGCCCACCAGGGCAGUCCCUUUACUGCCUUCUUAAUCACUUACCUUUCUUCCCUUCACUCUUUCAGCCUUCCUACAUUCAUUCAACAAAUUCUUUUUGAGAAACAGGCAGGUUGCUGCAGCCAUGGUGGAUUCGUAGUGUAAGAGAUCCCCAAGGCACCUGCCCUCUAGUGGAGGCAGCCAGUAAUAAUGGCACAGUUCAUUAGAUUGUGCUAAGUGCUCCAGAGGGACAGCAAAUGCCACAGUAAGAGUCUGUAACCGGGAUCUGAUUAGGCAGGAUUGUCAGGGAAGGCUACUAUGAGGAAAUGACAUUGGAACUGAAAUCUAAAGCAAGGUAUAAGCAUAACAAGCCUCAGAGAAGCAGCAGGUGAGAAGGCCCUUAGGUUCGAAAUAACUGGCCCAAUCAUGGAGAAGGCAAGAGGCCUGAGUGGCAGGAUCACAGCAGUGAGUGGAAAAGGAAGGCAAGGCCCUGCCAGUCAUGGUGAAGUUUGGGACUUUGUUCUGAAAUAAUUAGAAAGCUCUUGAAGGAUUUUAGAUAGAGAAGUGAGAUGGUCAGUCUCACAUUUGAGACAUGCAGAGAGGCUGCAGGAACGUGGACUGCAGCAGGAUGAGGGAGAAGGCAGGAAGAUCUGUUAGUGAGGAAGCCUUCGAAGCAGUCGAGGGAUUUGGGUGGGAAUAGGAGCAGUGAGGAUGGAGAGGAGAAACAGGUUCAAAAGACAAUUUAAGAAAAAAUGUAUGAGAAUUGAAUAUUUGAUUAAAUGGCGACAGGAAGUCAGGGGGGCUUCAAGAAUGAUUCUUAGUUUCCUAGACUGAGCCCCUGGGUGAGUGAUAGUCUCACUUACUGGGAAAGGAAAGGCUGGAGGAGGAGCAGAUUUGGCAGAAAAGCCUAGAAUUCAGGUGUAAACACAUUGGGCUUGAGUUAUCCAAGACAAAUGAAAGGGGAUGUGAUAUGGGCAACUAAGCUGUGACUCUGGGCCUUAAAGAAAAGAAGGUAGGGAUGGAUGUAUAAAUGUAGAAGUUAUCAGGGAACAGGGUCUUUUUUUUUUAAUUGAAGUACAGUUGCUUUACAAUACUGUGUUAAUUUCAGUUAUGUAGAAUAGUGAUUCAGUGCUUUUAGUUUAUACUCCAUUUAAAGUUAUUACAAGAUAAAAGCUACACAAUUUAUCCUUGUUUCUUAUUUAUUUUGUCUAUAUUAAGUAGUUUGUACCUCUUAAUCCAGGGAACAGUUUGUAAAUAUGUUGAAAGUGUAUGAAAUCACCCAGGAAGAGAAUUAAGAAAGAAAAGGCAUCAGAUUUAGAGAUUAGGCAGACCCUAGAGCAUUGGGGUUGGUUCAGGGAGGCAUCCAGAAAGGUAGAGAAAAUCUAGAAGAAUGUAAUGUGUCAAGAGUGGGAAGUGUUCAGGAAUUUAUGGUGAAAUGUAAUGGAAAGCUCAAGGGGAGUCAGCAAGAUGUGUGACAAUCAUUGCCUGCUGGACUGAUUGGGGAACAUGGUGCGGUUGACUUCAUUAGCAAGAGCAGUUUCAGUAGACUGCAUGAAGCCAAAUUAGAGUGGUUUAAGGGUGAAUAGAAGGUGGAAAAAAAGUGGGUGGGGAGAAAGCAAAUGUAGAAAGUUCCUCUAGAUAAAGUGGGAAAGAGAGUGAUCCUUAGAGAUGUUAGGGGUCAAAGAGGAAGCCUCCUUCCUGCCACCUUCCCCAGUCCUCUCUCUCCUGGCCACCCAUAUCUGAUCGUGCCUGUCGCAGUUUGUCCCAUUCCGAGACUAUGUCGACCGGUCGGGGAACCAGGUGCUGAGCAUGGCCCGACUUGCCAAGGAUGUGCUGGCGGAGAUCCCAGAGC